Molecule: messenger RNA, 2479 nt
Organism: Plectropomus leopardus (leopard coralgrouper)
Lineage: Eukaryota; Metazoa; Chordata; Actinopteri; Perciformes; Serranidae
Product: inactive dipeptidyl peptidase 10-like
Biological process (GO): proteolysis; regulation of potassium ion transmembrane transport
Cellular component (GO): plasma membrane; voltage-gated potassium channel complex
Molecular function (GO): potassium channel regulator activity; serine-type peptidase activity
Source: RefSeq, a predicted model, not a curated record
AUGAACCAGAGCGCGGGAGCAGCGCAGCACAGCCGCCGCUACUCCAAUGAGGACAAGGACAUUGGAGCUAUUGGACCAGAUAGAAACUGGAAGGGCAUUGGCAUCUCCCUGCUGGUUAUUAUGGCGGUGCUCUCGCUCAUUGGCCUGUCCAUUGUUCUGCUGUCAAAAGAUGAUAGUGGUAAACCCAUUGGUUCACAGUUGACACUGGAUGACCUGUUUCAAAGAAACUUCCAAAUACACGAUCCUGGAGCUAAGUGGAUCAGUGAUGAGGAGAUCAUCUUUCGUAGCUGGGAUGGAGACGUUCUGAGACUCAACAUGCACAGCAAUGAGACAGAACUCCUGCUGAAGAACACAACAUUUGCAACUUUUAAGGCGUCAAAGUUUGCGCUUUCUCCGGAUCUGAACUUUGUUCUUCUGGGAUAUGAUGUCAAGCAGGUCUAUCAGCACUCUUUCUUGGCAUCCUACCUGAUCUAUAACCUGUACACAAGAGAAGUGCGGGAGCUGAAUCCUCCAGAGGUGUCAGAUUCGAUCCUCCAGUUUGCCUCGUGGGGAGUUCACGGUCAGCAGCUGCUUUAUAUAUUUGAAAACAACAUCUACUACCAAACAGAUGUUCAGAGCAGCUCGUGGAGGCUCACCUCUUCUGGACAGGAGGGGGUCGUCUUUAACGGCAUCACAGACUGGCUGUAUGAGGAGGAGGUGUUGCACACGCAGGCGGCCCACUGGUGGUCACCUGACGGCUCCAGACUGGCCUACCUCACCUUCAACGAUUCCCUGGUUCCUAACAUGCUGCUGCCGCUCUUCACAGGCUCUCUCUACCCCAAGGGGAAGGAGUACCCUUAUCCAAAGAUGGGACAAAUCAAUCCCACAGUCAGACUCUACGUUGUCACUCUGGAUGGCAGCUCGCUUACAACUGAAAUGAGACCUCCUGACAGUCUUGAAAAGAGCGAGUAUUACAUCACCAUGGUGAAAUGGGUGACAGAGGACAGGCUGAGUGUGCGGUGGGUGAACCGAGCUCAAAACAUGUCAAUUCUUUCCCUGUGUGAUGUCACAACAGCUGACUGCACAAAGAGACACGUGAUGACAUCAGAGAAGUGGCUGGAUCGUCAGAAUGAGGAGCCUGUAUUUUCCAAGGAUUGCACAACUUUCUUCAUCACCAUGCCCUUAAAACACAGCGGCCGCGGGACAUUCAACCAUAUCACCAUGAUCUCCAACCAAUCUGAGGGCCAAGAGGUCAACAUCCGCCACCUGACCUCGGGAAGCUGGGAAGUCUCUCAAAUUCUGGCUUAUGAUGAAAGCACAAACUCAGUUUAUUUCCUGAGUACAGAGGAAGGCUCAACGCAACAGCAGUUGUACAGAGUCUCCACUGUUGAUCCAUUUCGUAAAGAGUGCCUCACCUGCUCCCUCUUCAAAUCCAAGUGCACCUACUACGAUGCUUCUCUUAGCCCGAACUAUCAACAUGUUCUCCUCAACUGCAGAGGUCCUGGAAUACCCCAAACUACCCUUCACAAACUAAGUGAUAUGAAUAAGCACAAGACUGUGGAAAUCAACACAGUUUUAAGGCAUGCACUAAUGAAGAGGAUCAUGCCCAAGUGGGAAAGAAGAACUGUGCAAAUCAACAACUUUGCACUUCGUCUGGAGUUAAUUGUCCCAAUAGAUUUGGAUGAAUCAAAAGAGCAUCCACUCCUGCUGAUUGUUGACAGCGCCCCUGGUGGUCAGGCAGUGAGCGACCGCUUCUCUCUCAGCUGGGAGUCGGUGCUGACCAGCUCAGACAGCGUCAUCGUGGCUCGUCUGGAUGGCCGGGGCAGCGGGCUCCAGGGUCAGAGGGUCCUGCAUGAGGUUCACCAGAGACUGGGAACUGUUGAUGUUCAGGACCAGAUCACAGCUUUGGAGCACCUGGUCAGGCUUCCCUACAUCAACAGCAACAGAGUCGGAGUUUAUGGAAAGGCGUAUGGGGGAUUUCUUUCGUCUCUCCUGCUCCUCUCCUACAGCUCCAUGUUCCAGUGUGGCAUCGUUGUCGCGCCUAUAACCAACUGGAGACUCCAUGGGUCGGCCUACGCUGAGAGAUACUUUGGCUCCCCAGCAAAAGAGGAUCACAGAUACCAAGUUUCCAGUCUGCUCAGUAACAUCACAGCACCGAGUCCUCUGGACUUUCUUAUUAUCCACGGCACGGCAGAUGCCACUGUCCAUUUCCAACAUUCUGCUGAGCUCGUCAAACUGCUGGCUGCAUCAAACGUGAACUACACUCUUCAGAUUUUCCCAGAUGAAGGACACCGUCUUGUCUCCACCAAAAGCCAACACUACAUGCUGAACUCAGUGCUCGCUUUCUUCAGGCGCUGCUUUGAGGAGGAGCAGGUUAUUGUUGUCUCGCAGACGUCUAAAGAGGACGACUAGCCUGUGGAACCUCCUGCCAUCAGACAGUUUUGUGAAGGGUUUAGCAACUGUUGACAUGAGCCGGCAAAGAGAGGCUGUGUUUUUGUGA